UUGACUGCUCAACAUGUUCGUUAAAUUGUGUAUCUUGCUUGUGAUCCAUGCUUUUCUUGCGGCUCGUUCAGCGGAGUCUGACUGUCAACCCGAUGAGAGAAGCACAAGUUUGGAAUUCUGCCCGCACUUGUACAAUACUCGCAUGUUCGCGGACAGAGGACAGGCGGCAUACAACAUCGACAAAGGGAGGAUUUGCUGCCCAAUGCCGGGAAACGAGCUGCCGAAUACAGAGAUUUGCGGACAAAGUGAAGCCGUGGUGCGAAUCAUGGGUGGCAGUGAGGCGACUCCCAACGGCUAUCCUUGGAUGGCUAUGCUUCUAUACCAGAAUCUAUCGUCCUGGGAAAUAAAUUCGUUUUGCGCGGGCUCCCUGAUCAACAAUCGCUAUGUUCUGACCGCAGCCCACUGUGUGUACAACAUGCCAAGCGAAUUGAUCCUCAAGAGCGUCCGACUGGGCGAGCAUGACACUACCAGCAAUCCCGAUUGCACAUUCCACGGAGCACGGAGGUUCUGUGCUUCCCCCCAUGAGGAAGUCGAAGUGGAGAACAUUGUUGUGCACGAGAAAUAUCACAUGGGCGGCACGAGAAUAAACCAAAACGACAUCGCUCUGCUGCGCCUCCGGAUGCCAGUGCGCUAUUCGCGGGGAAUAAGACCGAUUUGUGUUCGGGGACCCCAUAACUUCCGGACCAACUAUGGCUUUCGAAUAGCCGGCUGGGGAAAGACGGAAACUGGAAGACACAGUCCAGUAUUGUUAAGCGGCAUCAUUGGGAAAAGGCACUUGGAUAGGUGCUCAGAGAAGUCUCCAGAUCUAAAUUUCGAUAUAUAUUCCCAAAUAUGUGCCGGCGGCCUGGAUGGGAAUGACACCUGUGUGGGCGACUCUGGCAGUCCACUGAUGGCCACCAUGGGACAGGGCCUCAACGAAUAUGUAUAUCUGGCCGGCAUCACAUCAAAUGGACCACCAAUUUGCGGAAUGAUUGGUUGGCCAGCCGUUUACACAAAAACUUCGGCGUUUAUCGAAUGGAUACAGAACAAUAUUAGGCCUUGAAAGCUCAAAAAAACAAAAAUUUCAUUUUAUCUGCUUAAAGAGUUUGCUUGAUUUUACAGAGAUAAAACAAUGGAAUAUUAUAAAAAUGUAAUAUUUAAAUCAUAAUUUUAAAUACAAUGCAUAUUAAAUUCCACGAUUUAAUAUUAGGUACUUUAAUUAAUGAUGGAAACAUUACAUUUAUAGUAAUUCCAUUUGGUUUAAAUACAUUUUUUAUAAUCUAAAUAUGGUUUAAAUUUAAAUUACAUUUGCAGAUACUAAAUUCAAUUUCAAAAAUAGUUAAAAGAAAAACUUUUAAAGAUUUUUUCAAAAUAUUUGGAUUUACUACGUUUUUUUCUUACCAGUGUACAAAACGGUAUUUUUUUGCAGAAUUAAACACAACUUAAAAGUUUUCCAACGAACUAUAAGUUUGAUUUUAAGCCUUUUAACGCUACGAUUUCUCGCCACUAGUUCUUUAGAAUUAAAACCCAGCAGCGUUUUAAAUUGGAUUAGUUUUAUUUGUCAAAAGAACUCGUAAAAUAUACACAAAUACACGCAGGUCAAUACUGUUACGAUUACAAGAAACCCCACAACACGCAAAUGACGAUAAAUUACAAUAGUGACUGUUGACAGAGA
Drosophila elegans is the source of this 1654-nucleotide messenger RNA. Its product is annotated as spaetzle-processing enzyme. Bases 14 to 1042 code for a protein of 342 amino acids. The transcript has 3 exons. Gene Ontology annotation, molecular function: serine-type endopeptidase activity. Gene Ontology annotation, biological process: proteolysis. Lineage: Eukaryota; Metazoa; Arthropoda; Insecta; Diptera; Drosophilidae. The record is from RefSeq and is a predicted model, not a curated record.